Messenger RNA from Limulus polyphemus (Atlantic horseshoe crab), 1401 nucleotides. RefSeq names its product O-acyltransferase like protein-like. Gene Ontology annotation, molecular function: acyltransferase activity, transferring groups other than amino-acyl groups. The transcript has 8 exons. Bases 61 to 1131 code for a protein of 356 amino acids. Lineage: Eukaryota; Metazoa; Arthropoda; Merostomata; Xiphosura; Limulidae. The record is from RefSeq and is a predicted model, not a curated record.
CUUCUUUUUGUUUAUUCUGACUGGAAGAAGUUGGAGAAGAAUAAUGGCAGACUAUCUCCGAUGCAUUUCUGUAUUCAUAAGAUCUGGCGAAUGACGCCUAUGUACAUGCUGAUAGUAAGUUUGGUCAUUGUUCUCCCAUUGCUCGGGUCAGGACCUUGGUGGAAUGAAACUAUAAAGCCUGAAUAUGAAAACUGUAGAAAUUACUGGUGGAGAAACCUUUUGUUCAUCAAUAAUUUUUUUCACGUAAAGGAAUUGUGUAUGUUACACACUUGGUACAUGUCAUCCUAUAUGCAGAUCUAUGCAGUGUCGUUAGUAAUCCUAUUACUUUUGUACCGCUGGCCAGUACUUGGAUGGAUUUGCAAUAUGGGAAUGCUGCUAGGUGGUGCUGUUCUGACAGGGGUUGUCACAUAUUUAUACCAUCUUCCACCCACAGCUUUGUUUUCAGUUGGAUCUUACAAACGUUAUGAAGAGGUGAUGACCCUUGUAUACACCAAACCGUAUUCCCACGUCGGAGCAUUUUGUGUUGGAGUUGGUCUUGGUUAUGUUAUCAUCAGAUGGCACUCUGUACUACUGACUAAGAAAGUUCAAGUGAUAGGAUGGUCCUGCUCUAUUUUUUUAUGCCUGUUAACACUGUGUGGACCAUACCAAUAUAGAAGAGGUACACCGAUGCAUCCUGUCCUUGCUGCAGUCUAUGCAGCCUGUCACAGAACAGUCUGGGCCCUUGGAGUCAGCUGGGUUGCUUUUGUCUGCAUUUCUGGAUAUGGAGGAAUUAUCAACAAGUUCCUAUCCUCUAAAAUCUUCAUACCGCUAAGCAACCUAAGUUACUGCUUUUAUUUGGUACACCCGCUUGUAUUGUUCUAUCGACGUGGAUCUCUCCAGGAACGUCUGUUUCUUAGUCAUUUCGAAAUGAUGUACUUGUUUCUUGGAAACACCGCUUUUUCAUUGGUUCUUUCUUACGUCUGUAAUGUCACAGUAGAGCAGCCCUUCAUUCAUUUGGAGUCCCUUACCUUCAGAGCCAAGACAGAAAAGAAAAGCACCAUUAAACCGCAUUCAACUUUACCAACUCAAAACUGCGAUCUAAAAACUAUUAAGGCUCCAGAACCCAAGAUGACACCACAAACGCUUGAAUAAGCUAAUCAAAAUCACAUUUAGAUGCAGCGAAUCAUUUUAAAAACGUACAGAGGAACAAAAUUUUUUAACACAUAUUUUAUGAUAUAACACAAGUACUUGUUUAAGACAGAACAUUUUUUUGUUGAAGAAUAAUGUUUACAUAAGGGAGAAAUCUCUCUUUUUAUGCCAGUACUUCAAAAAAGAAAAGAGUAGACAGGGUUUUGUUUUAUCAAUGAUAGAUGUAGUAAAUUAUAAUUUAUUCAUUUGAUAUUGAGAACUUUUUCUCAAAUC